Molecule: messenger RNA, 2164 nt
Organism: Podarcis muralis (Common wall lizard)
Lineage: Eukaryota; Metazoa; Chordata; Lepidosauria; Squamata; Lacertidae
Source: RefSeq, a predicted model, not a curated record
UAUGGGCAACCGUCACUUCCGCCCAGGUGAAGACCGGCAACCACAAACACCAAGCCUGAAAAGCCCCGGAAGCUCAGCCGCCGGGGACAGUCUUGCCGCAGCUAUGUCUAUGCCUUCUCCCUCAUAUCCGCUUCCGUGUCACAGGGGGCGCGGCGCACCCAAUCAGAUUGCCCCCUCGCUUCCUUCGCCCCGCCCCUGCCGCUGCAAUUGGUCUUGCUUUGUCUCCCGCUCGUUUUCUUUUCCGCUCGGUCGGCUUACUCUCUUCUUGACUUUGGAGGGGCUGGGGAGCUUCGCUCCUCGUCAGCAGGUCCCCUCGGUGCAGGAUAUAAGUGUGUGCGGCGGGUCUGCUCAGCAUAAGGUGGACGUGGGGGACGGUGCGUGUGUGUUAUCUGAUAGUGUUGGAUCUGUUGUUGAAGAGUGUAGCCGCAACAUGGCGAGUGGUCCCAGUAGCACAACCCCAGGAUGGAAGCAGAUGUCUUGGCGGAAGAGGCCACAGAGUGUCGUGGCUUGGGAGAGCAAAGCUGAAUGGGACCAAGUGAUGGUGGGCCUAUAUUGUGGGGACCGUGAGAUACAACAGGAUGCGUUGGACCGAAUAUCUGCUUGGAAAAGCAGGUAUGGGCAUAGGAUGCCAUUAGCUGUUGAGUGCACUGCGGAUCUGAUUCGUUGUAAACUCCUAGAUGCCUCUGGUGUUCUGAAAUCCCAUGAACUGGUCCUUACGUAUGGUCUAGCUCUUGUGAGGUUUGUGAACCUCAUCACAGAGCGGAAGCAGAAAACGGUCGUCAUUCCACUGAGACGCCUAGCAAAAGAGCUAAACAUCCCAGUCUGGAUUGUGAACCUUCGUCAUGAUUUGACCCAUGGCAACCUACCUCACCUGGAUGCUUGCCAAAAAGGCUGUGAUGUUGUCCUGGAAUGGCUCCGGCAAACAUAUUGGAGCCGCCAGUUGGCCAAUAACCUAGUAAGAGGAUAUGAAGAGGAUGAGGAUGAGGAAUCGCCACUAGCAGGUACCGGGUUCAUCAGCAGUAUAACGGAGCCUGAAAAAUUGGAGUCCCUCGACUGUCAGGAAAAUGUGAUGUUUCAAGAGAAAGUCGUGGAACUUCUGGUUUCCUAUAAAAAUCAACAAUUUGAGGUUCUCCAGCAACAGCAGGACAUCAAUCAGGUCUGCAAAUUGUGGUACAACUCUUCUGCAGAGAUACAGUGGAUUGUGGCCCAGGUGAAAGAGUUGUUCCUAGAGAACAGCUCAAUAUUUUCUGAACCAGCUGGUAGCAGCUCUCCAGGAUUUCCAGCAGGUUGCAUUCCCAGCGCUGCCUUGAGAUACCAGGCAUUGUACCUGGGAGAUUCUGUAUGCAAAGUAGAUGUUGUACCACUGAGCUAUAGCCUUUUCCAGGAGCAACAGUUGUUCUGCCCUUGCAUCACACUCUCUCCACAUGUCUCUCUUUCCGGGCUCAGGAUUCUGGAAAAAUUGGAUCAGCCUUUGCCUCCAGAUUCCAAGGAAUUGCUUCUCUACCUCACCUCUAUUUACACCCAAGAGGACACCGUUCCCAGCCCAGGCUCAAUCCCAGAACUCCGCAAGCAGCCUAUUUAUACUGUGGAGAGCUUACAGUGGCAAGUGAAGCAGAGCAAUAUGGCCAGAGGGCUUGCCAAAAGAACUACAAAGCAUGAGUGGCCGCUGGGAGAUAUUGAAGAAGAAGAAGAGAUGGAGGAGGAAGAGGGAGAAGCUCAGGCAGCACAUCUCUACCCUGGAUAUCUUGAUGAGAGAAAGAUGGUUCUGCUUGGGUCGGUCUGGCAGGUCAGCCCAGAUUGGGUGAAGUGGGGAAAUUAUCCCUUGGGGAAAUUGCCUGACCAAUCAGAUGACCCUGACAACCUGCUGGUGGAGAACUACUCCGUGAUGUUGACACACGACCAGCUGAUGGAUGGAGGCAGGAAUAGCACCCCCAAUGCCGCCUCUUCAGAAUGGGGUGGCUCUGCUGCUGAGGGAUUAUUAUGGACCCAGAGCGAUCUCCAUAAGAUCAAAAAUGACCUUCAACUAUUCUAACAAGUGGAUGAUGUGCUGGUGGUGCAGAAGAAUAUACUGUGCGGAAUUGGCACUACUACAAGUGUCACAUACAUACAUGUUCCACAUUUGUAAUAUUUUAAUAUUUUAAUGUUUCAGUAUUUUAAUGCUGUA